UAAAUGGAUCAUAAUUCACAGGCGAGUAAUACCCCAAGUGCAGAAACAAGCCCUAAUGAGUUUAAGGAUAUGGUUACAAUGUACACGAAGAAUGCUAUGUCAGCAAUGAUCAACGUCAACUCCUUGGCUAACCAGAGCUAUGCAUAUGGGUAUGCCCACGGCAAGAGAGAAGCUUAUGAAGAUGUAUUCAAAUGGUUUACCGACCAACAUGAUAAUACAUUAAGAUAUGUCUCCACCAUGAGCUUUUUUAACUAUAUUAAUGAUAAACUUCUAGAGUUUAAGUCCAAGUUCGCGAUAGGAACUCCCGGUGAUGACCAGAUGAGCGACGGAAUUUCUAAAUUAGAUAAGUUAUCAACAAGCGCAGGAGCCACUUCAGUUGAAAUGAAAUCUUCUAGCGGUGUCUCCUCUUCAUCUUCAAUUCUUAAAAACUUUACUGCAAAAGAAGGUCCAAUCUUGUUUAGAGAGAACAGAAAGCGUAGGAGGAACCCCUUCUUCUCAGGAAGAAGUGAAGAUGCUGAAAACAUUAUUAACUCAGAACUUCCUACUAAUUUGAGACCUGAGAAUAAUUCCUUGGAGGAUGAAUCAAAUCCAUUCUUUACUUCACAAUCCAAGAGUGAGCAAAUGGUAUACCUUCCAAAGCGUAAGAAGAAUAAUUGGUAGCUAAUUUAAUCAUUCAGACUUUAUAAA
Moneuplotes crassus is the source of this 687-nucleotide messenger RNA. Lineage: Eukaryota; Ciliophora; Spirotrichea; Euplotida; Euplotidae. The record is from the annotation of a GenBank genome assembly.